CUCCCGCAUUCACUCGAGCCCACAGAGGUUCAGGUCAAUGUCGGCCAUCUUUGAGUCGAUCUUCUUGUCGAUUCGUCUCUUCCGCCUCUCCAGGAAGGCAUCGAUGCCCUCCGUCUCCUUGAGCGACACCCUGUCCAGCGCCUUGGCGUUCCCCUGCAGCCACAGCUCGUUCAGCCGGCUGUCCCGCAGCACCUCGGGCGGCACACUCGCGAUCUUGUUGUGGCUGACAUCCAACUUGACCAGCCGGGCCAUCUCGCUGAAGGCCACAGGCAGCCUCCUGAGAGCAUUGUGCGAGAGAUUCAGCCGCAUCAGAGCGGGCAUAGAGAAGAAAGAGGGGUAGGGGAGAGCGUCCUCGGUCAGCCGAUUGUGCGAUAGAUCCAGGUCCUCCAGGGCAGCGAGUGCGUCGAUCCCACUCGGGAGGGAGUCUAUAAGGUUGUGUGACGCGUUGAGGUCUCUCAGCUUCGUCAGGGCGCAUAUCGACUCGGGCAAAGCUGUGAGCCGGUUGCUGCUGAUGUUGAGGUGCAAGAGGCUCGGCAAUAGCAUAGAGGCCGACGGCAGCUCGUGCAGGCUGUUCCGGUGCAGAUUGAGCUUCUGCAGCUUCCCCAUGUGUGUGAAGAGCCAGGCUGGCACCGACGUGAGCCGGUUGGACGAGAGGUCGGCGUGCCGCAAACCCGUCAGCUGCUCAACUGCUAUGGGCACGGCCGUCAAUGACAUAUCCUGCAGCAACCAGAGAGAAACGCAUCCACUCAUAGCAGAGAACUGAGAGCCCCGCUCUCUCACCAUGAGUGCGAGCACUCCGGAUGCCUCUGCCCUCUUGAUCACGGCCGAUGCCGUCCGCCCCUUUCUGGCCCUCACUGGCGGUGCGCCUCUCUCACCGGCAGCAUCGGCAGCGACAAGGGCACUGUCGUCGGUGGAGCAGCUGCAACCCAUUGGUGCCGCUCGAUGAAAGGACAGCUGGAUCUCUCUGACCAAGCUGAGAUCUCCAACGGCCUCUGCUCAGUCUCCGACUGCUUCUGCC
Messenger RNA from Vitrella brassicaformis, 1018 nucleotides. The record is from the annotation of a GenBank genome assembly. NCBI's taxonomy places the organism in Eukaryota, Vitrellaceae.